GCAAUCGCUACUCUUGGUGGCCUGCAACUGAAUCACUGUGUUAACGACCAUACUACGCAUGUGGUGAGUUACGAACCGCGUCGAACGCUGAAUCUACUGCGCGGUCUAAUACGUGGCCUCUGGAUUCUCGAUUACAAAUGGGUAGUAGACUCACUUAUAGCCGGUUGUUGGCUAAAUGAGGAAGAAUAUGAGUUGAGAGUGUUUUCGCGCGCCGUCGAGAUUUGUCGCACCGAGCGUCAGGCUUUUGGCAAUACCUACAAAUGUGAACUCUUUACGGAUUUAGGUGCCUUUUACAUAUCGUCGCGUUGUGGUCCCAUCUCAAAGGAAAAUCUAAAAGAGCUUAUUGAAUUAUGUGGCGGCAAAGUGGUCGAUCAUCGCAAACGUGCUAAAUAUAUACUCGGCGAUCCACACAAAUCACUCGAAGAUAAAGUCUACGUAACUCCAUUUUGGGUAUUGGAUAGCAUUACGCAGAUGCAAGUGAUGCGUCAACAAAAAUAUAGCUAUGCGUCGAAUCAAAAUCAAAUCAUGAAGACGCAACCGCAAUUGUUGUCACAGGCAAACGACGACGCAGUGGUUUCAACUUAAUUAUAGAUACAUAGUAGCGCAAUGUGAAAUUAAAAUUAAAGCAUCACAAAGAUUUUGUUGGCAUUUUCACAAAAAAUUUGUUAAAAUAUGGAAAUUUUUUAUGGAGAAAUCCACUUAGUAAAAUUUAAGAAUUAUUUAGAACUCAUGAACGUUUUCUUUCCAUUGCAAUUGUAGUAAAUAACAUUAAAAAAAUAAUAAUAAAUUAUAUAAUAG
Messenger RNA from Rhagoletis zephyria (snowberry fruit fly), 798 nucleotides. Its product is annotated as microcephalin-like. Gene Ontology annotation, biological process: mitotic cell cycle. The record is from RefSeq and is a predicted model, not a curated record. Lineage: Eukaryota; Metazoa; Arthropoda; Insecta; Diptera; Tephritidae.